Messenger RNA from Blumeria graminis f. sp. triticale, 2244 nucleotides. The record is from the annotation of a GenBank genome assembly. Lineage: Eukaryota; Fungi; Ascomycota; Leotiomycetes; Helotiales; Erysiphaceae.
AUGCCUCUUAAUGAUCUUGACUUUAAUUUUGGAAUACAACAAAAUAAUCUUCCCAGUAUUUCACCCACACCUUUAUCUGAACUCGAAAAGGCGGUAAUAGGUGUCGAAGCAACGGCAUACCUACAGCAUAUGGUCAACAAUGGACCUGCACAUGAGCCACUACUCACGGCAUUAGGUGGUGAUCCUAUCAGCUUAGAGUAUUACAUCGAGCUUGAGCUGGAUAAAUGGUCUGAAAACAAAAUCACACCACUUUUCGUCUUUGACGGUCAGUCAAUCAUUGGUAAAGACGAGAUGACUCUUAGAAACUCUCGCGCCGCGCUAUCGAAGACGCAACUUGCAUGGAAACUUUAUGGAGAUCAUCAGCCAAACGACGCAGUGAAAACAUUUGGCUCUUCAGAUGCAACUAGAAUACAUGAUCUAUAUCACAUCUUACAGAAGGUUUUGAUGAAGCGUGGCCUCCCAUUUCAAAUUGCUCCGUUCAGUGCUUGUGCCCAGCUUGUUUACCUUCUUGAUCUUGAGUUUUCCGGAAAAGGCUUCAUUGAUGGCAUAAUGGGAUCCAAGGAGAUUUUACUCUAUGAUAGAUCCCCAGAAGCAGUUAUAAUAUGUCCACCAACCACCAGUGAUUGGGAUUCUAAAUCUUUUCGUGGUAUUUUUCGGUAUGAGUUAAUGGAAAAGCUUGGUGUUAAUUCUGAAAUGCUUGAUGAUGCCCUUCUGAUGGCUGGAACAUCUUUCUUACCAACAUUUCCACCGCUUCGCAUAGAUGGCAUAAUUACACAACAACCAUUUACUCUCGUUGACGCUAUUAACCUACUUCGAACAUCAGAAAAGUCCAUAACCACAACUUGCGGACAAUUCUCCGAUAUUCUUGAAAAGAACGAUCCUAAGUGGCUCGAUAAAUUUCAAAAAGCAAAGAUUGGAAUUUUACAUGCGAUAAUUAUUCAACCUGACGGUCAGGUCAUCAGUCGUGAUUAUGCUAACCUAGCUUCUGAUAAUAACGACUAUCUAGGGCUACAGUUGCCACCAGAGCUUUAUUUCUACCUUUCAAAAGCGUUAAUUGGCCCUAGGAUACUUAACUACUUCAUUUCGUUAGAAUCUAUCAUAUUCCCUACCCUUGAUGGGGUAGCGUCAGACGAGUACAAAAAACUGGUCACAAAAUCUCUCAUACCGCUCAGGGAAGCCGCAGCUGCUCUAGUGGCAUUCCGUAUUCACAGGGUUUUUCAAAAUAAACCCGUAACUAUGCGAUUUUGGUUUGACAGUAGUCUAAGACAAACAUUAGUACACAAAGGCAUGUUAGAGCAAGUAAAUGGAAAAGCAGAUACUUGGGGUGUAAGGAACGAGAAGCUUGAAACGUGGCAAAACCUACUCCAGAUAGAACCAGUUUCUUUAUCAUUUGCUGUACUUUCGCUCGCAAUGAACGGAAUUCCGGCUCAAACAAGAGCUUCUACGAAGAUCGUGGGGCUAAAGACUAAAUCGGAAAUUCUGUCCAACACGUUAUAUCGUUUUCUACACCUGCGAGGCUAUGCAAACGAUCAACACGAGCUAACAUCUUGGGGAAAAGCUCUAGCAACCACCAUCAAAAAUAUACAACCAAUCAUUAAAAGACAGAACGAUAUCUAUCAUGCUGAGGAAGCAGCGCUCUUGGCAUUUGAGAUGAUUCGCUUCAAUGUACUAAAUUCUCAGAAUCGACAUCCAGAACUCAUAGGAGGGGCUCUAAGGGGCUCUGAAGAGGACAAAGCCAACUGCAUGCUGGUUGGUCGCACAAUAUGCUUGCUAAAAUUCCGUCAUAAGAACCUUGGAUACACGGGACCUCUAAGCAAGAAUUUCCUUGCAUUUAAUUCUCUUGUCAAAUCUGUUCAAGAAACAGAUAGAGAUAUCUUAGAAUCUGUUAUUGUUUCUAUGUUCUUGAGUAACCAAGUUUCUCGCUUCGAAAACCAUAAUUACGGUGAUCUCGGGAGAAGUCUUCCAUUUACUGAAUCGAUUAACACUAUUUUUGGUAUAGCUGUCACCACGUACCUUGAUGACUACUUUAAAUCCGAAUGGACCCCGGAUCAACGUGAACAUAAUAAGCAAAGCUUCGCAGAAAAAUUCAUCCCAAACUCGAUAAUGUUUUCUGAAGAUUUAGCGGCAUCCUUCGAAUUCUUUGAUGCUGUUUAUGCUGGGGUGAUCACUUUAGCUGAUGAAAUACCGGUGGCUGAUAAAGAAGCAUGGGAUCGAGCUAAUAAGUAUUUGAAAGAAAGACGGUGA